UUGAUCGCGGCCAGCCCAAAGUCUCCAUACAUCUUCUCCACACUUUUCUGAACAGCAUGGUACAGUGCAGAAGGCUUUAACACCAGCAGUCUAUCUUCACUGUCUUUCAAGAGCCAAAUGAGACUUUUAUCCCUCGGAAAACAUGAGAUAGUAGGAGUCCCAGCUUUUAUUGAACUUGAGGUCUAUAGUUGGACGCUGGAAGACAGUCGGAAAGCAUCAUGAAUUACUAUGUCGGGGUUGACGUGGGGACUGGCAGUACCAGGGCUGCACUUUUCAACGCCGAUGGGAAGUUAAUUAAAAUCUCUAACAAUCCCAUUGAGACUUUUAAUUCUGUUCCGGAUUUUUACGAACAGUCUUCGGAGGAUAUCUGGGAUUCUGUCAAGAAAGUUGUCAAGAAUGUUGUCAGUGGAACGCCUAAGGAAUAUAUCAAGGGAAUUGGGUUCGAUGCGACAUGCUCUCUGGUGCUUCUGGAUGGAGCUGGAGAGCCUGUUACAGCGAGUUUGAAUGGGGAUGAUAGACGUAACGUUAUCCUGUGGCUGGACCACAGGGCAGAGGCAGAGGCCAAUUUCAUCAAUAUGAUGGGCAAUAAAGUCCUGAAAUACGUCGGAGGAAAGAUCUCCCUCGAAAUGGAAAUUCCCAAAAUUCUGUGGCUGAAGAAAAAUCUUCCAGACACUUGGAAUCGAGUGAAAUUGAUGUUCGAUCUUCCGGAUUUUCUCACCUGGAAGGCGACUGGCUCGGAAUUUAGGUCUCUCUGCUCUCUCGUAUGCAAAUGGAAUUACACAGCCAAUCCUGAUGGUAAAAACGGAUGGAAUGAGGAGUUUUUCAAUGAAAUUGGACUCUCAGUAUUGAAGGAAAAUAAUUGGAAGAGAAUUGGAAAUGAGGUGAAAGCCCCUGGGGAAGCAGUAGGAAAAGGCUUAUCCCGAACAGCUGCAGUCGAGUUGGGAUUAGCAGAAGGAACUCCUGUCGGUACAUCAAUAAUCGAUGCUCAUGCUGGAGGUCUGGGGAUGAUUGGCUGCUCUGCUCCUAAUAUAUCCGAUAAUUUCACCAGCAGAUUAGGGCUCAUUUGUGGCACCUCCACGUGUCACAUGGCAGUGAGUGAAAAGCCGACGUUUGUGGAGGGCAUCUGGGGCCCUUAUUACAGCGCAAUGGUCCCUUCCCUGUGGCUCAAUGAAGGAGGACAGAGUGCCACUGGAAAAUUACUGGAUCACGUCAUUGAAAUUCAUCCUGCUGUUAGUUCGAUUCGAAAAAAAAUCUACGGAAAGAUGCACAUCCAACAGUAUUUAUCGAACUUAUUACGAACAAUGGCUGAUCAACGAAAUUUCCCAGAUGUUUCGUAUCUCACUAAGGAAUUGCACGUGUGGCCGGAUUUUCAUGGGAACAGAUCGCCCCUGGCUGAUUCCACCCUGCAAGGCAUGAUCUCAGGGCUUUCUCUGUCGUCUGACGAGGAAAAUCUGGCAAUGAUCUAUCUUGCCACCAUCCAAGCCCUCACUUAUGGGACUAAACACAUUCUUGAAUCCCUGUCAGAGUCGGGAUAUGCCAUCGAAACGAUCCUGAUAUGCGGUGGAUUGAGCCAGAAUCCUUUGUUCGUGCAAAUUCAUGCAGACGUUCUCAAUCUCCCAGUUUUAAUUCCCUCUGAGAGGGAGUCUGUGCUCCUGGGGUCUGCGAUAUUAGGAUCCUGUGCUGCUGGCGCGUAUCCCUCGGUCAGCAAAGCCAUAAGGGCGAUGGCAGGCAGUGGAAGUCUCGUGAAACCUAGAUCUGUUUCUUAUCAAUAUCACGUGAGGAAGUACAAAGUCUUCAAAAAACUCCUGAAUGACCAGAGAGAGUACAAAAACAUGAUGAACGAGACCCUCUGAGUGAUGAAUUCCGUCCAAAACGCCCAAAAAAUCCAUUUCGUCACGUUUUAAUAACGAGAUUUAUUUUAAAAAAUAUUUUCUACAGUUUGUAAGCAGUACAAGACAGUAGAAUAUUCUAUAGAUUUUUUUGUAACAAAAGGGAAUACUAUAAUUGUGCGAUUUAACGUAACUUCUGUGCGAAUAAUUGAAAUAAAUGUCGAAUUAAUGAGGGAAAAGAACUAAUUGUAAAUAUAAUUGAUUCCAUUAAUA
This is a messenger RNA of Diachasma alloeum, 2102 nucleotides long. Its product is annotated as FGGY carbohydrate kinase domain-containing protein. Lineage: Eukaryota; Metazoa; Arthropoda; Insecta; Hymenoptera; Braconidae. Gene Ontology annotation, biological process: carbohydrate metabolic process. Gene Ontology annotation, molecular function: kinase activity; phosphotransferase activity, alcohol group as acceptor. The record is from RefSeq and is a predicted model, not a curated record. Bases 219 to 1853 code for a protein of 544 amino acids. The transcript has 10 exons.